Messenger RNA from Jaculus jaculus (lesser Egyptian jerboa), 2191 nucleotides. It is a transcript of the gene Tapbp, whose product is annotated as TAP binding protein. The coding region runs from base 132 to 1520 and encodes 462 amino acids. Gene Ontology annotation, cellular component: membrane. Lineage: Eukaryota; Metazoa; Chordata; Mammalia; Rodentia; Dipodidae. The record is from RefSeq and is a predicted model, not a curated record. Gene Ontology annotation, biological process: antigen processing and presentation of endogenous peptide antigen via MHC class I. The transcript is spliced from 8 exons.
ACGGGCUUGGGUUGUGGCUGCAGGGUGACCCGGGAGGGUGGGGCGGGGCCGAGGUGUCCACAGCCCCAGCGUCCCGGUCGCACGUACCCGGAGCGGGGAUUUCCCACCCUGCUGCGGGUUGUUGGAGGGAAAUGAAAGUGAAAGGCGGUGGAGGAGAUCGCAGCGCCAUGUCCUCGUCCCUGCUCAUCGCCGUGGCUUUGGGCCUGGCGACCGCCGUCUCGGGAGGACCCGCGGCGAUCGAGUGCUGGUUCGUGGAAGAUGCCGGUAGGGGCGGCCUGGCCCAGAGGUCCGCCGCGCUCCUGCUGCGCCACGGCCCCCGGGGGCCGCCGCCCCGGCCAGACCUCGACCCCGAGCUCUACCUCAAGGUGGACGACCCCGCGGGCGCGCUGCAGGCCGCCUUCAGGAGGUCCCCCCGGGGCGCGCCCGCGCCGCGCUGCGAGUUGAGCCACUUCGUCCCGCAGCCCGCCGCCGCCAGGUGGGCCCAGGGGCUGGUCCCUGAGCGCAACUGCCCGAGGGCCCUUGACGGGGCCUGGCUGGUGGUCAGCAUGUCCAGCUCGGUCCUCAGCCUCUCCAGCCUCCUGAUCCGGCAGCCAGAGCCUAGAAGGGAGCCCGUGCCCGUCACCAUGGCAACAGUGGUGCUGACGGUCGUUACCCACAACCCGGCCCCUCGGAUCCGACUAGGGAAGGAUGCUGUGCUGGACUUGAGCUUCGCCUACAUGCCCCCCACCCCGGAAGCUGCUGCUCCUCUAGCUCCAGGGCCUCCGCCUUUUGGGCUGGAAUGGCGGCGCCAGCACAUGGGUGAGGGGCACCUGCUCUUGGCUGCAACUCCUGGGCUGGAUGGACUGGUGCCACCAGCUCAAGAGGGGGCCGUGGCAUUUGCUGCUUGGGAUGAUGAUGAUCCCUGGGGCCCAUGGACCGGGAAUGGGACCCUUUGGCUGCCUGCAGUUCAGCCCUUUCAAGAGGGUGCAUACCUGGCCACCAUACAUCUGCCCUACCUGCAAGGACAGGUUGUCCUGGACCUCACCAUGCACAAGCCCCCUAAAGUGUCACUAACACCAGCACCCCUUGUAUGGGCCACCCCAGGGGAGACACCCCCAGAGCUGGUCUGUCUCGUGUCCCACUUCUACCCUUCGGCGGGUCUGGAGGUGGAGUGGGAGGCCCUGGGAGGCCCGGAAGGUGGCUCUCGGAAGGCUGGGGGACGGAGGUGGCUCUCUGCCUUCCGCCACCAUUCGGAUGGCUCCGUCAGCAUCUCUGCGCACCUGCGGCUACCCCCAGUCACCAGCAAGCAGCACAGGACCCGCUAUGCCUGUCGUGUCCGCCACCCCAGCCUGCCGGGCCCUAGGCGCAGUGCGGAAGUCUCUCUGGAGGUAGCAGGUCUUUCCGGCCCUUCUGUGGAGGACGGCGCAGGCCUGUUCCUUUCUGCUUUUCUUCUCAUGGGGCUCAUCAAGGCCACAGGCUGUGUAGGUUCGUUUGCCUACCUGACCACCGGCAAGGACUCCAAGGAGAAGAAAACGCAAUGAAGGCACUCGCUAUCCUGUGGAAGCCACCAUCUUCUCUGGCCCAAACUACUAUAGUAGCUCCCCGAAACAGUACCCCAUCUUCUAUGUCCACUGAGUGGAUGGGACGUUCUCUCUCUCAAAGACAACCCUUACGGCGUUCUUAAAAGGCCUAGAGCAGUAGUUCCCAAAACGUUCUAUUUCAGGAGCUCUUAAGAUUAUUUCAAAACUCCAGUGCGCUGUAGGUUAUAGCUGCUGCUGGUCGCUACACACUAAGUAGCCCUGGAAACCCCACUGCAAAUUCUUAGAGAACUGAAAGGAAAACGAUAUAAGUAACAUCCAUGUCCCGGGACCUCUGGGACAGCCCUCACCUGGACAACCAGUGGUCUAGGGCGAGCCCCGCUGUUCUCGUGGCCGUCCUCUCAAGGACAGCUACUCCUGUCCUCCGGCGAGCCAAACGCCUCUCGGAUCCCGAGGCCCUGUGCCCUCUGCCAGGCCCGCCUUCCCUGGGGCCUAGACCAGCUCAGCCUCGUCCUUCCCUGGGCCUCUCCCCCGUGUCCCUAUCGUGAGGUUCCACCCUCGUGUUCGAGUGACUGCGCGUCCGGGGGGCACGUCGGUCUCCCGCCCAGGGCCGCGCGGCUCCGCAGGACGCUGGGCUGCGGGUCCGGGCGGGAAUAAAGCUGAGUUCCAGCGCU